Molecule: messenger RNA, 3882 nt
Organism: Lutra lutra (Eurasian river otter)
Lineage: Eukaryota; Metazoa; Chordata; Mammalia; Carnivora; Mustelidae
Gene: GJD4
Product: gap junction protein delta 4
Exons: 2
Coding region: 1225-2364 (379 amino acids)
Biological process (GO): cell communication
Cellular component (GO): connexin complex
Source: RefSeq, a predicted model, not a curated record
GUUUUCUGUGGAUGGAAACGUGUCAUGUGAAUAAAGAUGAAAGGACCUUUGUUGUACUCCUCUUCUGGGAAUCUUUUUAGGGAUAUUGCUAAAGUCAAGAAUAGAUCAGAAAUGAAGAAAAGAUGGGAAUAAAAGAAUAGCUUUCAUGGAAAAUUGAAAUCAUUCCUUUUAAAGUUCACAAUUUCCACCCUGAUGAUAGAUCCCCAGCCUUGCAGGAUGGGUUCUUCCUAGAUAUAAAGGUGACAGCCACGAGAGGAUUUUGAUGCAACUGUGAUUGAUGUCAGCAGGGCCAGGCAGUGAUACUUUAUUACAAAUUUAAUGGACAUUUAUUAAGCUGAUUCAAUGGGAGCAGCCCAGGGCUAGAUGGGGCCGAGAGAUACAAAAGGAAGAUGCAAUCUAUGAAGGUCUGGGGGACCAGUUAGGGAUCGAAAUUCCACUGAUUUGAGUUGUUAUACACGCAUUUCAUGCCAGGAGCUCUCAUCAUCAUCAUUUUGUGUCUGCCUCUCACAAGCCCGGACUGGAACAGCAUGAUUCUCUCUCAUGCAAGGUGAGAAUAUGUGGAGAGAUUCGGUAACUUCCCCAGGGAAGCUCUUGUCACUCACCUAGACAGGAAAUAGCUAGAGAAUAACGGAGGCACAGCCUAAAGUUGGGACACGUGUCUAAGAUGCAGAUUUAUGCUUUCGUCCAUGAUACAGGAAGUCUAUGCUUCAUAGAGAAGACAAAACAUGAACAUUUCAGUGCUUUUUUAAUAAGUGAAGUGGUUGUGGAAAUAUUUGCAAGGAGGAAACAUCUUUUUAGUAUAGAAGAGUCCUUGGCUAGUUGACAGAACUUUUUCUUUCUUGGGUUAAAUGUAGUCACUUCUAUUAUAUCCUGAAGCAUCUGGCUCUCCCGGUAAAGACAUGUGAGCACUGCCACAGGCCUGGAAUGUCUCAAGAGGGUAAGAAUAGCCUACAAUGAGAGAUGACUCCUGCUGUCUUCUGGUCACUGCAGUUGUCAAGAAUGCUUUGCCUCAAAGGCAAACAGCUCAGGGCCGUCUCAGCUCGGAGACAGAAAACUGACCUCCCAUUCCUGAGCUCGAAGCUUUCCAUUUAUAUCUGCAGCUCUCACCUUUAAGUCUUUUGUAGAGAAGAUACAUUUAUUCCUUCAAAGAUUUGCCACCUUCUUGGAGAAUAAUACAGCCUUCCGACGACUCCAGCAGCCUUGGGUCUGCAACACUUGGGAAAGAUGGAACGUCUGGAUCUGCUGGGAUUCCUUCUUAUCACUGUCAACUGCAACAUGACCAUUGUGGGGAAGAUCUGGCUUAUCUUCAUGGUACUGCUGAGGAUGGUGGUGAUCAUCUUGGCAGGCUCCCCUGUCUACCAGGAUGAGCAGGAGAGGUUUGUGUGUAACACUCUGCAGCCGGGAUGCGCCAAUGUUUGCUACGACAUCUUCUCCCCGGUGUCCCACCUGCGGUUCUGGCUGAUCCAGAGCGUGUCUGUCCUCCUCCCUUCUGCCAUUUUCAGUGUUUACGUGCUCCACAGAGGGGCCGUGCUCGCCGCCGGUGGACUCUGCGGGCCAGAUGGCAGUCCCACCCGCCCUGAGCCCUGUAACCAGAGCCCUGGGGACAGGCACCUCCCUCCGCCCUGCAGGGAGCCCUACCACCUGACCGUGCCGGAUUUCUCCUCCAGCUACAUCGUCCACCUCUUCCUUCGGGUGCUGACCGAGGCAGCUUUUGGUGCCUCGCAUUACCUCCUCUUUGGAUUCUUGGUCCCCAAGAGAUUCUCUUGCACCCACGCUCCCUGCACCAGCGUGGUGGACUGUUACGUCUCCCGGCCCACGGAGAAGUCCAUUAUGAUGCUUUUCAUGUGGGCGGUCAGUGCGCUCUCCCUGCUGCUCAGUGUGGCUGACCUCCUCUGCAGCGUUCGUGGGAGGACGAACAGGGGCGGGGCCCCCGCCAAGGAUCCCUUGGGCCACACCACCGGCCGCCCGCUGUCCCGGAGCCUGGGCGCUAGGUCAGGUCCGAUGGCCGGCAACGGUGCGUGGGUGGAGGAGGGGGCGCCCAUCCACCCCGGCCUGUGGACUGGAGCGGAGGGUGCCGACAGCCCCAGGGGGAAGUCCGCUGUGUCGGGGCGGAUGGGGCUUCCGGAUGAAGAUGAGAGCGAGGUGCUGUCCUCUGCCAGCGAGAAGCUGGUCACGGCUUGCAAAGAGCCCGGGAGUAGGGCACAAGCGGAGGCCUCCCAGGACCCUAGGGUCGAGGGUCCCACAAGGUCCGAGGAGCAUCUCUUAGUGUCUCGGAGCCGGCUGGGCCGGCUCUAUCCAUCCGGUCAGCUACCGCCCCCCGACAGGCUCGCCAACUCCAGAUCCAGAAAGUCUGAGUGGGUCUGAAGAGGGAGUGCCAGGCAGCCCCGGGGUACCCUGUCCUGUCCAAACAGACACGUGGCCCACGAGGAUGCAGACUCGCUUUGGCCUGUGUGAAGCUAAUCCUCUAGGUUGCGGGAGAACAUCCGCAGGCAGAAAGGCGAGCGGGCAUGGGACACAUGGACGUCGUGGGAGACUAACCUCCUCAAGACACAGAUUGAUUUAGAUGACAAUUUCUCUUGACAAAAGCACUUCACAUUGUACUUUUGACAAUGUGACUGGAAACUAAAAUGAUUAAUUGGAGAGUGUUGGGGGAUGGAUGAUGUUACGCUCUGGGUUGUUUUUUUUUUUUAAAAUCAUAGUAUGUGCUUAAUUUAAGUGUGCUGUCUUCCAUUAAUAGAGCUCAUUAAUGUUUUCAUGUUUUCCCGUGAGUUAUUAUGAAGUAUUAUUUUGUUUUUCUGUUUGGAUAAAAGAGGCAUCUGAUAUGCAUGUUAACAAUAAAGAGAUACUAGUUUAACUUCUCCCCACGCCUUUAAUAAAAUUAAUUGUGACGGAAUUGUAGUAUCAUACCUCCCAUUGUAAUAGGAGAAAUGAGAAAUAUGGAAAAUACGGCUCCUAAACAAUUGGGGAUUUGGGAGGAGGCCCCUUGGGUGGUUUUUGCUUGUGAGUAUAAGGUGCCCAGGACCGCUGGAUUCCUGGGGUGCUUGCUGUUCCUGUGUGUUUGCUAAGUGGCUGGUCCUCACUGACGUGAGGGAACACAUUUUUGUUUGCUUUAUUUUUAAUUUUUAAUUGAACUGUAGUUGACCUAGAGGAGGCAUUUGCGGCGUUGGUGAGGGGAGGUAGAGUUGUUACAUGUAUUCCAGUCUGGGCUUUGUCUGUGUCCUUUAGACAGCCGUACAGCUAAGGUUGUCCGAGAGGCUUCGUGUUCCAGUGGAGCAGAUGAGAAACGCUGUUAGUGUUGUGGCCUCGCAGUCCAUGUUCCUGUUUUUUGGGAAACAGAAAACUGCCUCAUGUCUGGAGAUGAGCUUCACAGAAACACUUCCCUACAUUUCUCAGUUGUUCUGGUUUGGGUCUAGGAGCUGCUCAAGUUAGAGGUGACUUUUGUGAGGGACUUAGGGUCGCCUUUAACUGUGACAUAGAUGGACACAGUGUAGCUGAAAGAGCUACUGUGGGGCAGGAUAAACCUGUUUACCUUAUUAAGAGAGGAGGAAGAGCCAUCCGGGUACACUUAACACAAAAUGGCUAAGGACAAGGAAUUGCCAUUCACUCCAGCAAAUAAUAAAAAAGGUGAACCCAUGCACUCAUGAACCCAAUGGCCCCUUGUAGGAGUUCUGAAGAACUUCGACAAUGAAAGGUCUGCCAGGAUGGAGAAUAACAUCUUUUUGGAUAAAUCCACAGGAUGUCAAAGCAAUCGGUUAAGACCUAAAUCAUCCCAAAUCCGUUUUGGCAUAAAACUAUUUGAAUGAAUGUGCCUGUUUUUAAUAUAUGCGGUAAAUCUCUCCUGUGACUCCAUUCACUGGAAGCAGUGAGCCAUGAUUCAGCCAU